Molecule: messenger RNA, 1719 nt
Organism: Olea europaea var. sylvestris
Lineage: Eukaryota; Viridiplantae; Streptophyta; Magnoliopsida; Lamiales; Oleaceae
Product: receptor-like protein 51
Exons: 1
Coding region: 62-1399 (445 amino acids)
Molecular function (GO): protein binding
Source: RefSeq, a predicted model, not a curated record
AAGCCAUUUCUCAAAUUUCGACAACAUUUUCAGAAACAAAGGUUAAUUUCUUGGUACAAUAAUGGCUCUACAGCCCCCACUCCUGCACCACGUACUUCUUCUCCUCCUUUCCUCUGCCGCCGUCAUCUCCUCCCUUUCGCAUCCUCCCACUACCAAUGUCACAACCAUCUCCCCCACCCAUUCUCCCUCUGCUCCCACCCGUUCUUCCACCCCAACUCCCAAAACACCCACCAAGCCUGUUUCCACUUCCGCAUCUACCCUUGACCCAAAACAACUCAGAGCCCUCGAGUCCCUAAAUAUCCCAACCUCCAAAGAUCCCUGCUCCGUACGGCCCCACAUCUUCACCGCCACCACCUGUGACUCCUCCAAGCCCUUCCGCCACCUCCUCUCUCUCACUCUCUCUAACUGCUCAGACGAUGUAACUUUAUCCCUUACUGCCCUCAAGUCCCUCUCCACUCUUAACACCAUCCAGUUCAUCAACUGCCCCAUUUCCCCCAUUCGCUUCCCCUCUGAACUUACUUCAAAUCUCCGUUCCUUCACUUGCGUCAACAGCCUCGACAAACUCACUGGGAUUUGGCUUAGCAGGCUACAAAAUGUAUCUGAUUUAACUGUUUCUCAAGUGAGUAUAACUGCCAGUGGCCCUUCAAUUAUCCUCAACAGCAUGAAAUUCUUGCAUUCGGUCAAUCUUUCACACACAAAUCUCACUGGCUACCUCCCUAAACAUUGGCAUCCGAAUCUCACUACUAUUGAUUUAUCGGGGAACAAACUCAAAGGAAAGAUACCUCUUUCCUUAACACGCCUUGAAAAUCUUGUACACUUGAAUCUGUCAUCAAAUUCCCUCAAUGGAACAAUUCCCACUACCUUUGGGGACUUGACUGCGCUGCAGAAUCUUUCAUUAGCGUCAAACUCAUUGUCGGGAUCGAUUCCAGAAUCUUUAGCUGCAGUGCCCGGUCUAAUGCACCUCGAUCUGGGGUCUAAUCAGCUCAACGGUACGAUCCCAAAGUUCAUACAAGACAUGAAGAAAUUGAAGUAUUUGAAUCUUGAGAAGAACAGUUUCCAUGGAGUUCUCCCUUUCAAUGCAACAUUUAUAAAGAGAUUGGAGGUGUUCAAGUUGGGUAACAAUUCCAAUCUUUGUUAUAACCAUUCAACAUUGGGCUCAAAAGUAAAGCUUGGGAUUGCGCCUUGUGACAAACAUGGAUUGCCUAUGUCACCACCAUCUGCUAAGGACUCAUCUGACAAUGAUUCUAGCGACAGUUCUGAUGAUGAAGAUUACAGUAAUGCAGGUGAAAAGCAUCAUUCCCAUGGGCCAAGUAAGAUUGUUCUUGGUGUAGCAAUUGGACUUUCUUCAAUUAUCUUUCUCAUCGUUUUCUUGGUUCUUUUGUCCAAAUGUUGUAAAUAAUUUCGAAACCCAAAUGAUUUCUUGGUUUAUUUAGCUUAGGAAAAUUCUGGGAGUUCUGAUUUGAGAUUAUAUUUAUUUCGUAUAUCAUAUUAUUUGAUUAAGACAGAAACAUAAAAAAAAGGAAAGGAGAUCUCGAUUGUGGGUGAUUCUUUUUUUACUUUUUGAUUUAGGUACUGGAAUGUGAUUAAACAUAGCGGGGAAGUGGCUAAUUUUGUAUCAAAAUAUUUUCAUGGUUCUAAGUUUUCUUUUAUCCUUAUUCAUUUGUAAUCUGUAUUGUUCUUGAGAUGUCAGGAUUUGCUUUUAUUAAACCUUCAGCCUUU